Molecule: messenger RNA, 1668 nt
Organism: Homarus americanus (American lobster)
Lineage: Eukaryota; Metazoa; Arthropoda; Malacostraca; Decapoda; Nephropidae
Product: pollen-specific leucine-rich repeat extensin-like protein 1
Exons: 3
Coding region: 24-1313 (429 amino acids)
Cellular component (GO): extracellular matrix
Source: RefSeq, a predicted model, not a curated record
UCGGCGUUAGGAGCAGCAGCAACAUGUCGGCCACGGUACUCUUAGUGGCAACCGUGAUGGGGGUGUGUAUGGGCGACCCUGAUAUUAGUUUCCAGCACAAUGGGCCUUCUUUCAGCGCCCCCAUCCACUCCGCCCCUCCUCCCGUCCACAGGGGCCGCAUCCACCCUACUUUCGGUCCUAUUCACCCCACUCUCGGACCUAUCCAUCCUCACCACGGCCCUAUCCAUCCUAGCCACGGCCCCAUCCAUCCUAGCCACGGCCCUAUCCAUCCUAGCCACGACCCCAUCCAUCCUAGCCACGGCCCUAUCCAUCCUAGCCACGGCCCGAUACACCCAAGCCAUGGCCCUAUCCAUCAGAAUUUGGGUACUUUUCGCCACAGUUCUGAGUCUAUCUACCGUGAACCUGGCCCUCCUCCUCCUUCUCAUCCUAUCCACCGACCCUCUAUCCAUCUGGAGCCUGAACCUUUCCCUGAUUUUGAUCCCACUUACAGCCCUCCUCUCCACAUUGCUCCUGGACCUAUUCACCCAGAUCCUCGCCCUAUCCACCCUACCCUAGGCCCUAUUCACCCUACCCUAGGCCCUAUUCACCCUACCCGAGGCCCUAUUCACCCUACCUUAGGCCCCAUUCACCCUACCCCUGGCCCUGUUCACCCUACCCCUGGUCCUAUACACCCUACUCCUGACCCUAUCUUUCGGGAUGAAGGUUCCAUCCAUCUUACCCCGAUUCCUAUCCACUCCACGCCAGCACCUAUCCAUUCUCCCAUCGUCACUCCGCGUCCUAUCCGUCCCCAUCCUCGUCCUAUCUUCCACCGCCGCCGACGCCCCCGCCCCUUCCACCCUAGCUUCCGGCCCAUCCACUCCACACCUCUCCCUAUCCCUACCACCCCUCGGCCUAUCCCCCCGCCUCCAGCUCCUGUCCACAGACCCAUCGCUCCAGCCUACGACUACGACACUAGUUAUGAGUACGAUGAGGGCCCAAUGCCGUAUGAGUUCGGCUACGACGUGACGGACGACUAUACUGGCGCCAACUACGGCCACCAUGAGUCCAGCGACGGCUACACCACCCACGGCUCCUAUUAUGUGCCCCUCCCUGACGGCCGCCUACAGAAGGUGACUUAUUAUGUGGAAGGUGACUCAGGCUUCGUGGCCGAGAUUACCUACGAGGGAGAGGCUCACUUCCCAGCCUACGUGCCUCCUCCUCCACUUCCACCACCACCACCACCACCACCACAUUUCCGACCUGUUCCCGUCCAUCAACCACCCAUCAAUUUCCAUCCUUCCUUCCUCCAUCAACCAGACCCUUAUUAUCCCUAGCCCUGUGUACUUAACGUGGUCGUAGUGAUCGAAUCUGUGUGUGUGUGUGUGUGUGUGUGAUCUUUGAUUCGAUUACCAACGAAGGUAAGAGUUGUAAUAAUGAUCGUUUAAUUCUCCCAAUAGAUCAGUCACAGUCAUUUUUUGGGGGGAGUUCUUGAGUGUGUGUGUGUGUGUGCAACUCUUGACCGCUUGCUUAUAAAUACUGCCGUUGCUUCUCUCUGUACAAAAAACAAAAAACUAAACAAGAAAAAAAAGAUGCCAUUUGCCAUUAUUGUUUUCUGACAUGUUGUUGUUGUUGUUGUUGAUUGAGGUGAUGCCGUUGUGUUAAUAUUAACUAUUAAAAGAAUGAACUAGA